AUUGCUCACAGCGUAUUCAGUUCGCGCGGUCGUGUUUGUUGUUUGCAGCCAGCCAGCCAGCUGUCAAAAAAGAGGUGCGCUGGUUUUGCUUCUGUUUGUGGUGUUUUUGCGUGAAGUUUUCGCUACCAGCGGGCAAGUUUCAUUCCGUCUGCUAUUGACGGCUGCGUGUGUGUGUGUUCCCAUUUGUGUGGUGAUCAAAUUGUAACAAAGUGCACGCUGCACUGUCGUCUGUCUGUGAUAUAAAGAAUAACUUUCUGCCGCAUACAGUGCCAGGCCGCACUUGUUCAUCGUCUUACCGACGCCGUUGCUGCACGCACGCACCCAUACACACGCACUCACACAUAUCGCGCAACGCUCGCAUCACCCGGAAACCAUGGAGGAGGACAACAAAAAGCCAUACAAGAUAAAGGAUGUGACGAGAGCGAUUAAGAAGGCGGUGGUGGCCGGCACGCUGGACGAGGUACGGUCGAAGGCGGCGGAAAAGUUUGGCCGUACGGAUCUGCCCAACAUACAUCUCGACUCGGACGGUACCGAGGUGGACGACGAGGACUACUUCCAGACGCUCGAACCGAACGCCGAGCUGAUUGCGGUCUUCUCCGGCGAACAGUGGAUAGACCCGACACAUUACGUCACCAUCACGACGCGCCGGGACUCGGCCGACAUUACCGACAGCCCGGACGUGGAGCGAAUACAUCUGAAGAAGCUGGUCGCGCAGAUGAAAACCAACCUGUGCAACGUGUCGGUGCUGAGCGAACCGGACCUGGAGCUGCUGUCCAACAUGGACCCGAACUCGGUGGCGGACAUUACCGGCAAGGACUUUAUCGAGCAGCUGAAGGAAGCAUCAGGCAGAAUCUUGCAUGAAAAACGAAAGGCUGCUGACGCAAUUGAGCUGCUAAAGCUGAUCGCGAAGCAACCGAUCGCGAGCCACGACCCGGACAACAAUGGUGCUGAUGAUGAUGGUGAUGGUGAUGGCAGUGCACGCCAGCUUCGCUCCUUCCUGACCGCAACGACGGUAACGACGGUACGGUCCGGUCCGAUCGUUAAUCAACCGCAGCGCGCCGACAUGACUGCUGCCGCUGCUGCCGAAGAAUCGUCCUGCUCGCCUUCCACCACCACCACCACCACGCCGCCGCCUUCCACGACGAUCCUUUCGAUUCCGGCUACGCUCGAUAGCUACAGCGAUGGCAAGCACAACAUCACCGUACACCUGCAACCGGCCGUUGGCAGUUGCCACUUCGGCGAACACACCCCUGACACCUGCCGGAAGCCAAUGGACAGCGAACCCGCGGAACACGGCAAACCCAUUUGAUAUCUAAUGUAUCAAGUCAACGUGUGUCACAAGUAGACGACGGCGACGACGACGACGACGAUUGGCUUCGAUUAGUUGCGAUUCUUUUCGAACCGUUUUGUGCUGAACAGAGGAAGCUGCCUUUUUUUUAAUCAAAAAAACGAGUGAGUGAACGAUUAAUGUGCGGCCAAUUUAUCUUGAUUGUUUGAAGGGUUUUUUUUUAGGCCAGGAAAAGCGUCCGCAAAGAAACAGUAAACAGAAGUUUGGAGCAACACCUAACGAUUAACAUUAGUUUAACUGCCAACCACCGCUUGUAAGGUCGGUCACAAUGAUGAAAGUAUUACCGCUAGCAGUAAACAAUAGCAUGCGCAAUAGUACACAGAAGAACACGAAAUUCAAUAGACUAGACGAGUGUAACCUAGCGAGCAGCGUUUAGCAUUCGACAGCACAUUGUUGCGUGGUACCAAUAGGACAAGAAACCGCAUAGAAACAACACUAGCAAAGCAUCAAAUCGAACGUCUAUAGCACAAGUAAGCUUCAUCAGAAAGAUCAGACCAGGAAUCAGGCUUCCACAACUGCUACGUCAAGUAAAUAUCCACAUUUUAACAGGUAUGCUAUCCGUUUCGCACCAUUAGCAUAGAACCUUUACCUAGCAUCUGGACAUACUUCCCAGGAAUACUGAACCUCAAUCGUGGGUACAGGAUGCGAUAGGAAACUCUUUCGUUCGAUAAUACUUUCAAGAUUACGAUGGAACUCUCGAACACGUCUUUCCUCAGAUAUUGACUUCCACUUGCUAAUUAUCAAAGACGUAAGGGUCUCCACGCCACCGGCAAAUGGCUAGGGCUUCAACGUUGGUCCUAAUGCAGUAAUCCAAUCGGUUGAGGUUCGUACUGCUAGAGGAAUUGUCACACAUAUUUGGACAAAAUCUGAAGGGUUUUCCAUCCGCCAUUUUUGGGUCAAUCCUGUUGUUGGGUAACGUUUAAAGGUGCAAUAGAAGUUGACCUGUUGGUCUGCUCAAAUGAUAUGAUCUACAACAGGAUUAUCAGUAUCGUUUCUUCUAGCAAAUGCUUCGAAUGUGUCCUUUGUAGUUGACCUGAGACCUUCAUUUGCCGAUGUUCGGAUCUUGGGAUUCCAUUCGACAAUUAUUGAUCAGUAAUAGGCCAUUAAUUGGGGAGCAUUUAGGGAGCAGUCCGGUGCUCAUCUGGGCUGUCCCUCUAUACUGAGGACUCGUCUAUCCGGUUAGAGGACGUUUGGCCAAAAAGGAGAAGAAGAAUAGGCCAUUAAGAACACAGGUCGACCCCAACAUUCCUCAGUUUUAUCCUUUGUUCCGCAGUUUUCCUAUCGCAUAUCAGAAGUUGGUUCGCAAAAUAAAACAGGAACAAGCAAGGAUCAUAACACAAGUUUGCAUAAGAAAAAACCAAGCAAAUUAACCUAAUCGCGCACCUGGCCACAUUCAUGCGCAUCGGGUCGGUACAACGCCUAACACUAUACAGGUUUAAAUGUAAAACUAAAUUACAUAACUUAAAACGCAUACCGCACACACACACACACAAACACCCCGGUACACGUGGAACCCGAGGAAGCGCCCGGAAAAAAAGCGAAACAUUUGCAGGCAACUCAAUUACGUGCCGUAUGAGGGUGAUUAUUAUAAAGACUGAGCAGUUCAUUUUAGUUGUUCGAGACGGAAGGCGAAGGGAACGGCAAGCGGAUCACGGCGGCUCGCGACGCGGAUGAUGGAAAUGAACUGUCUAAAAUUAAUCGAAAACAUUAAAAGUAAUUAAAAAUCAAUUUUGCCCUUGAACGCGAACCGAUGAUGCGAUCGAUACGAGUGUUGGUGGGAGAGAGAAAGGGAUGCAACAAUACUACACACACCCAAUUACAGGGGAGACAGCGAAACAAAUGGAAACUUAACGUAACCCAAAGCCUGAAUGAUUGUGAAAUCGAGUGUGGUAAGCGUACGUGGCUAAACAAGGAAAAAAUUAAAAAAUCAAAUCACAAACAA
Molecule: messenger RNA, 3290 nt
Organism: Anopheles stephensi (Asian malaria mosquito)
Lineage: Eukaryota; Metazoa; Arthropoda; Insecta; Diptera; Culicidae
Product: DNA fragmentation factor subunit alpha-like
Exons: 4
Coding region: 374-1309 (311 amino acids)
Biological process (GO): regulation of apoptotic process; apoptotic process
Source: RefSeq, a predicted model, not a curated record